AUGACCACCCCCAGAGUAUUCAUCGUCCGCCACGGCGAAACAGAAUGGUCUCUGAACGGCCGACAUACCGGCACAACCGAGCUACCAUUGACUGCAAACGGAGAGAAGAGAAUUCUUGCAACAGGAAGAGCAUUGGUAGGUGAUGAUCGCUUGAUCGUACCACGGAAGCUUGCGCACAUCUAUGUCUCCCCAAGAAGGCGUGCCCAAAAGACUCUCGAACUCCUCUACCUUGGCUGCCGGGUCAAGCUUCCCUGGCAGGAGGAACGCUCGCAUCCUGAUUCCGACAUCCGCACGGAAGCCAGUGUGGAAAUCACGGAAGACAUCCGAGAGUGGGAUUAUGGCGAUUACGAGGGAAUCACAAGUCCGCAGAUUCGGGAAUUAAGGAAGAAGCAGGGUAUUGGUGGGCCCAAUGGGGGGUGGGAUAUCUGGAAAGAAGGUUGUCCUGGGGGCGAGUCUCCCGAGCAAGUCACGCACAGAAUUGAUCGACUUAUCGGGGAGAUACGGGAGAAAUAUCAUGCACCUGUUAUUGGCAAGCCCAAACACAGCGAUCUGGCUGGAGAUGUUCUUUUGGUAGCUCAUGGACAUAUCCUAAGAGCGUUUGCUAUGCGGUGGGCGGGAAAGACGCUGGCAGAUGGACCGACAUUCCUACUCGAAGCCGGUGGUGUUGGGACUUUGAGUUAUGAGCACCAUCAGCUGGAUGAACCGGCAAUACUGCUUGGAGGAGGAUUCAUGGUCGAUGUAGUAGAGAAGUCAGAGAAACUUGGACAAGAGGAGGGAGAACAUGAGAAGAAAUGAGAUAAUUUUUGAUGACGAUGGUAGGAUGACAUACGGUUUUGCAUUUAGAGGGUUUAGAAGCAAUGGGAUAAUGGCGGGGAUGACUUCCUGGACAUUCUAUUUCACAGUGCUUCCGCGCCUUCCAGGAUGCCGAGUGCCCGGCCGACCAAAUGCACACUGCCCGUGAUGAAAGCAUGAACCUUAGGCUCGCCCUGCUGCUUCAAGCUUCUGAUAUACUCGACAGCGUCCUCUACGCUUGGCAGCACUUUGAUGGUCGUCGAGGGAGCAGUACCAAGUUCUCUCCAUCUCUUUGCAAAUUUCUUCUGCAUUUCCAAUCCCGCUACAGCAGCAGUAUCGGUGGAAAGGUUCAUCGAAUCUGCAUGGUCAGUCUGAACAAGAGUGAGAGUGGCAGUUGUCCCAACCUCGAUUGCUCAGUUUAUCUGAUGGCACAGUUGGGCAGAAGAUAACAUGAUCAAAGGGCACGGAUCUCUGGGUAUUGAU
Molecule: messenger RNA, 1275 nt
Organism: Hyaloscypha bicolor E
Lineage: Eukaryota; Fungi; Ascomycota; Leotiomycetes; Helotiales; Hyaloscyphaceae
Product: phosphoglycerate mutase-like protein
Exons: 3
Coding region: 1-795 (264 amino acids)
Biological process (GO): ribose phosphate biosynthetic process
Molecular function (GO): sedoheptulose-bisphosphatase activity
Source: RefSeq, a predicted model, not a curated record